UUUGUGUAAUUAUUUAUAAAGGUUUUAAUUUAUAAUGUGAGUAUAUUUAGCAGAAAACCGUUAAAAAAAGCAAAAUACGAGAAAUCUAAACUCGAGGAAUGAUUCAUACUUCGCGCGCUCCAAGAGUCACGUGACCUGGCCUUGAUACGCGACUGGAGAGGAACUCCUUUGCUUUGCAAAGUUGAUUUGAGAUACAAAAUAAAAAUGGUGGUUACGGAUCUCUACGUUGGCUAAAUUCCUAACGAAAAUCACCGAAACCCUCGCGGUUGUGAAGAAAUCGCCAGAAUUAGUGAGAAAAUAUGUAGUGCAAAGUGUCAUUAGGUACGUAAAUAUAAUCGAAAAGUGUGUAUGAAGACGUGUUAUGGGCGGAUUUCGAGACCAUUUGGAUUGUUUAUUAUGUUUGGCAUUGCGCGGAAUUGUGUGGUAAAUUAGAUAAAUUAAUUAUUUGAAUUAGUCCAUUGACGUUGAACGGUUCGUCUGCUCCAAACUCAUUAAAUACUACAGUACAGUGUCCCGGUAAGAAAUGAAGGAUAGAUGCAACAUGUGACCCUGUUUGACAUUUGUGCAUUCAUCAUCCCCCUUGACGUUCAUUUGUUUUAACCAAAUGUAGUCUGAUCGGUCGAUAAGGGGUCUUUAUUGGUUUUGGAAAAAAAGUGAUACAUAAAAGUGGCAGGAAAUAUGAUUAAUCGAUACGAGAAACCUGUUGGAAAGUAGAGAAUGUGUCCUCAUAGAAGCAUGAUGAGUGGUAAACCCAUAACCAAACUGAAAUAUUUCACAAUAGACUGAAAAUUUCCCUGACGACAUGUGUAAUAUUUGCCAAACUUCUUCACCAAAAGUUCCAAGUCAAAGAUCAUGAUGCAUAGCACAGAAAAUAAUAGAUACAUCGUUCAGGUGUAUGUAGGAGCUCUAUCAGCUCUCUAUGAGGCACUGUCAGUUGAAGCUAGCAAGCAAACAACAUCAGAAGAGAUAGUUUCUUGUAUAGUUGAGAGGCUAUCUUUAAAUGACAAUGCUUCCUAUGAGUUAGCUGAGGUAAUAGGAGAUGAUUUUGGCCAGGAGUGUAAGGAGAGGAGCUUGUCUGCUCAUGAAAGUCCAGUGCAACUUAUGAUGCUGUGGCCAAAACACAGACCAGAUCAUUCCUCUUAUAGAUUUUAUUUAAGGGAGAAGGUGAAUGAUUAUGUGUGGAGAGACCAGUUUGUGAUGGACCCCCAACUUAUUAAAGACUACUUCCAUAGGUUCCUUUAUCAGCCGAAAGAUAGAGAAUAUCCAGAUCUAUGCCAACUGCCUGAUCUUAAUGAACAAACCUUACUGGAUAACCUCAGAGCUAGAUUCGUAGCUGGACAUAUUUAUACUUAUGUAGGAUCUAUCUUAAUAGCAUUAAAUCCGUUUAAAUUUUAUCCCAUUUACAAUCCGAAGUAUGUGAAACUGUAUCAAAACAGAAGAUUAGGACCUAAUUUACCUCCUCACAUAUUCGCAGUGGCUGAUACUGCUUAUCACUGCAUGUUAAAAGACAGAAAAAAUCAGUGCAUAGUUAUUAGUGGAGAAAGUGGUUCGGGAAAGACUGAAAGUACUAAUUUUUUAUUGCAUCACUUGACAGCAUUAAGCCAGAAGGGAUCGCACGGUAGUGGAGUGGAACAGACUAUACUUAGUGCCGGGCCUGUGUUAGAAGCUUUUGGGAAUGCUAAGACUGCUCAUAAUAACAAUUCGAGUCGAUUUGGAAAGUUCAUUCAAGUCAACUACAAGGAAAAUGGCAUGGUCCACGGCGCUGUGGUUCAGAAGUACCUUCUGGAAAAAUCUAGGAUAUGCUCGCAAGGACGAUACGAAAGGAACUACCACGUGUUUUAUUAUUUAUUAGAAGGCGCAAAUGAACAAGAAAAGCAACAGCUCCACCUCAAACGUCCCGACCAAUACUAUUACCUCAACAAAUCGUGCAGUGCCUUGGAUAAUACGGACGAAAGCUACGAAUUUUCCAGAUUAAAGCAGUCCAUGGAAAUGGUGGGUUUUACCACUGAAAAACAAAGGAGGCUUUUCUCGGUACUAUCGGCCGUGUUGUUGCUCGGCAAUGUUGAGUUUCAACCAAGAAAAUCGGCGUACCACCAUGACGAGGCGGUUGGUGUCAAGAAUCCGGAGGUUGUAGCUUUAAUAUCGGAGUUGCUCAGAGUUAAACAAGAAACCCUAAUGCAAGCAUUAACCGCCAAACGAGCCCGUGCCUCAGGGGAAACCCUCGUGAUCAACUACCGGCUCCCCGAAGCCAUCGCCUCUCGAGACGCAAUGGCUAAAUGCCUCUACGGCGCGCUCUUUGACUGGAUCGUUCUCCAAGUCAACCACGCUCUCUUAGCCAAGAAGGACACUCUUCGGGAACACCAGGGUAACUCGAUAGGCGUCUUGGACAUUUUCGGGUUCGAGGAUUUUGGACUGAACAAUAGUUUUGAACAAUUGUGCAUAAACUACGCCAACGAACAUCUUCAGUAUUACUUCAAUCAGCACGUUUUCAAGUAUGAGCAGGAAGAGUAUAGGAAAGAGUGUAUUAGGUGGACGAAUAUAGAGUUUAUGGACAAUACAGGGUGUUUGCAGUUGAUAGAAGGCAAACCAAAUGGGCUAAUUUUUCUGUUGGACGAUCAGUGCAACUUUCCUGGAGCGACGAACGAAACUUUACUCCAAAAGUUUAACACCGUUCACAAAGAGAACAAAUUCUACCAGAAACCGCAGAAGAAAGAGGGCGCCUUCAUAAUAGUCCACUACGCGGGAAAAGUGAAGUACCAAGUGAUGGACAUGCGGGAGAAGAACCUCGACCUGAUGCGACAAGAUAUCGUAGGAGUUCUAAAAAACAGUUCCAUGGCCUUUGUCCGAGAACUGGUAGGGGCCGAUCCCGUUGCAGUGUUUAGGUGGGCUAUUGUCAGAGCCUUUUUUAGAGCCUAUUUUGCCUUUCACGAAGCGGGAAGGAAGCACAGGCAAGGGAGAGUGGACGGGAAUAAAAAUAACAUCCAGCAGAGGUAUUCGAGGAAUCAUAUACCGAAUGAAAAUCUCAUCAGUAAACAACGAAACACCAUCUCAUUUAAUCGACUGGGUAGAAACUUAGACAACGAAUCAUCGAACAACCGACUCUCUUGGCCGCAGUUGUACCAACGAAACAGACACAGCCCUAGCAGCAACAAAAACAAUGACGACGACAGAAGAAGAAAGGAUUCGUUGACGGGGAGUCCCAGCUCUUCUGUGGGACUAGAAAGGUUGGCUCCCGACGACGCUAGAGCUAUACAGCGGGCGAAUCAGAUUGUUAUGAAGAACAAAUCAUUCCGGCCGCGCGAACGCAGCAAGAAGGGACUGAAGAACCUCCAAACGGUCAAAACGUUGGUGGGUAGAACCGGCAUCACUGCUCAACCUCAAGGCCAGUUAGGGAAGGCGAGGAAACAACCGAUGACGGUUACAGCUCAAUUUCAACAAAGCCUCCAUUCGCUCAUGGAUACGCUCAAUCAAGCGAAUCCCUUUUUUAUUAGGUGUAUCAAAUCAAAUGGCAAUAAAAUUCCUAACACAUUCGACGAACAAACAGUACAAAGACAACUACGCUACACCGGUAUGCUCGAAACCGUUCGUAUCCGACAAGCCGGCUUUAAUGUUCGUUUGACCUACGAUGAAUUCAUCCAGCUCUAUAGGAUUCUCCUUCCCAAAGGUCUUUUGAGCUCUCAACACGACGUACGGGACUUCCUGGCUACUCUUAACCUCGAUAGGGAUAAUUAUCAGUUGGGAAGCACGAAGGUUUUUAUGAGAGAGAGUGAGAAGUAUAAACUGGAUUGCAAACUACAUCAACAAAUUAUGGCUAGUAUAGUGACGUUACAACGAUGGUUUAGAGCACGUUUGGAGAGAAGACGGUUUUUGAGGAUUAAGACUGCUGUGAUAACUCUUCAGUCGUACUGCAGGAUGUUCUUGGUUCAAAAAUAUAUUAGAAGACUUCAAGCAACACUGAAGAUACAAAAACAUUGGAGAGGUUACAAAUCUAGAAGUUGGUUACAAAAGUUAAAGACAACACUAGUUAUAUUCCAAGCUCAUUGUAGAGGUUGUAAAGUUCGGAAAAUGAUAUGUGAAAUGAAGAUAAAAGGGGGCAUACCGCCAAGGAGAACUCAGAUUGUUAGUGCACUUCCUGCUCACCUCCAAAUAAAACAUGGAAGCUCAGAUGAGGCAUUCAUUAGUAAAGAUUCUAGUCUUGAAGAAGUACGUACAGAUCAAAUCGAUAGAAAACUGUUGGAUUCUGAUGAGAGCAGUGGUAUACCUGAGGACGACAUUGAUACUACUUCGCACGGAAAAAUAAGUUUAAGGUCGACCGUUUCACUACCGAGCGUGUCAACUCAACAACCUGCUUAUUAUCAUCAUUAUCUCAAUAACUCGGGAAAUUACAGGUAUGAAGACUUAAAACCGGAAAAGAUAACUUUAGACGUGAUACGAAAGAAGACUCCCAAAUCGCACCAAACUAUCGAUUAUUCUGAUUUGGAUUACACUCCUCAACGGAAAGGCAGUGGAGAUUCGUUAAGUUCCCAAAGGAGCCUGGAGUCCCAGCAGAGUUCUGAUUCUCAUUCAAGCGUAACAGUCCGAGAACUUCACAAACAGGAACAACCUCUACUGGACAAACAAUGGUCAUCUACCAGCACAACCAGUGAUCCUUACUCGGAGAGCAGAGUCACACACUCAGCACCGCCUAUAAUCAGAGAUCGAUCUAUGUGGGACAAAGAACCUGUUACACGAGACUAUUACGUCAAAACACCUUUGACGAGAACUGAAGCUGUUAAUUGCUGGGUGCCACCGACUGUGGUUAGGAAAGACAUAAGGCAUAGUGAUUCGAAACACCUAAGAAGCUAUCAACCAGUACGUAGGCCGAACAGGGAAAAAUUUCUGCCCGAUGAUCGACCUGAUGCCUAUCCCUACGUGCAAACGCCUAACAAGCUGGAGCAGAUCCUGGGACGACCGGAGGCGCCUGCUAGAAAUACGAGAAAGUCGAAAAGAGGGCACGUUAAGAGUUUGGGAGAGGAGGUUACAGAUAGCCUUAGUUUAGAUAAGAACGUGUUUUUGGGGACCAUAGACGAAUCUAAAGUGCAUCCUGAGUUUAUUAUACAAGAGAGAAAUUCGACAGACGGUGGAACCAAACAAAGCCUAACGCCGAAACGCCAACGCCAAAAUCUGCCGCAACUCGACCUGAGGCGAAGAAACAGCGAUCCGGCUACGAAAAUCGCCGUCAUUUCUGAUCAUCCCGGCGGCCUGGACGCCAGUCCGUCUAUCAAAACGAAUGAUUACAAGUACGACGUGAAUGCCCUCUCUAUCGCCGGUCACUCCUUCAGGAAAAUACCUAGAAUAUCCAAGGAUGAUCUGUGUAUGUUCUGUAACACCGAGCUAGAUGCCUUCUACACACCAGGAUACAAAUGCACGAAUUGCAAGAAACAGUUUCACACUAAGUGUAUUCAAAACAAGGUUUUCGAAAUGCCCUGCGAACGCAACGCCCCCAACGCCGAGAUCCGUUCCGGACGGCGAAAACACCGGAAACACUCCCGGACGCCCUACGAUCUGCGCAAACCAGACGAGAGUAAGUUCAGUCUGACGGGAACGUCCGAGUUUAUGGACAGAACUGAUAAAAUCAUAACCGGAGCCGAAGAACUCACUCUCAUGCAGCAGUUCAUCACCGACAAAAUCAUGAAGAUGGAGUCCGUGGGAGGAAAGAACAGUGACGUCGACAAACUGUUUAAACAGGCUUUAAGGGAGUUCAAGGACAAUCUGGUGCAGAUUUAUAGCAAUGCAACGAAGCAUAAUAGUUUGGAGACGUGCAAUAUUAAGUACAAGGAUCUCAUUCUCGUUUUUAAUCAAGCGAUGCAAACGGUUUGCCAGCGCGAACAAAAAUCCAACGAUGCGGCGGACUUCCCCGUAACGAUGGGCGUCAAUGCGUUCCGAGGCUUCAUGGACGAAUUCAUGUCAUCUCGAGCCGAAGAAAAGCCUUCGAAAUCCAAAAGGAAAAAAGAGAAAAAGCGAAAAUUGGAGAUGCACAAGCACAACGGCCAUACCUUCCUAUUAACCAUCAUCAAUAUUCCUACUGCGUGCGAAAUCUGUAGUUCGUUCUUCAUGUGGCCCAUAGAACGCGGUUUAGUAUGUCAAAGUUGUAAGAUGACGUGCCACAAAAAGUGCUACCUUAACGCGAACCAGUGUCUGAAAGAAGCGGGAUUACAAGGUGAAACGAAGAAGGUUUUCGGAGUGCCUCUGGUUACGUUAGUCACGGAGGAUAGUAAGAUACCUUUGGUUAUCGAGAGAUUGCUUAGUACGAUCGAAUUGCAUGGGUUAUAUGCGGAAGGAAUUUAUAGGAAAUCCGGUGUUAGUUCCAAGAUUAAAGAAUUAAAAAAUAGAAUGGAUGAGAAUCCAGAGGAAGUUGAGUUCGAGAGGUAUCAAGUCCACGUGCUGGCAUCAGUUCUUAAGAGUUUCCUCCGAGAAAUGCCGGAACCGCUUCUGACGUUCGAAUGCUACGAGAAUUUCAUCACCGCAGCCAAUUUGGAUGUGGAAAGUGAUCGGGUGACCACCCUGUACGACAUCUUGAAGAAGCUGCCUCCUCCAAACUACGAUCUGAUGGAAAGGUUGAUGUUCCACUUGGCCAGAGUGGCUCUCCACGAGGAGACGAACAGGAUGAGUGCCGCUUCGUUAGCGAUAGUGUUUGCACCGUGUGUGUUAAGGACUAAUAAAGUGGUUCCUGCGCAAGAGAGUCUCAUCGAUAUCAGCAGUCAGACGCAGUGUAUUGAGACCAUCAUCAGAGUGCAACUGAGGAAAAUAAGAAGCACAUUAGAUGACAUCGAUACUUUAGAUACAGCGUGUCAAGCUGCGACGAAUAGACUCUCUAGCUUAAGAAGUUCCAAAGUAUUCACUCCCGACGAGCUUCUGCCUGCUAAUCAGCCUUCUCAACAGCCUACUGAUGAGGAAGAACACUUAUUGGAGGACCACAUACAGGAAAUCCAAAAAGAAAAGGAACAUCUUACAUCAACUCUUCCAACGCUCACUCACGCCACCUCUGACGAUGACAUGCUGUCAACAGAUGGCGACGGUAGUUUAGACGACCUCACGUGUUUAGCCGACAAACGUCACAAUCAACGGCCGAUCGUGCGCUCGAUCAGCACGGGCCCGAUUCCGAAGCUACGUCGGCAACUUUCGACAGACGCGAAAUGUUCCGAAGACUGUCCAGACGAUCCUAUUAUGGUGUAAAAAGAUUAGGUGUGUCUGUCUGUGGUUUCUGUUGAUUUAGAUUUACUUUUGUACAUAGAUUACCUAAUCGGGACUUUUAAUGUUGGAAUUGGUGAGACCGCAAACGAAAGUAGAUAAAUUGAGGUUAUGUUAGAUUAGAAGAUUGUGAUAGAUAUUACAACGGUGCAUUUUUAGUGUUUUAUAUUGUGAUAUAGGUUUGGAAAGAAACAAUCUCGAAGUUUGUAGAAAAUAAGUUUAUGGUAGGUAUGACAAUCAAUGAUCAACAUCUGCACGUGGAGAAAUAAUUCUAUGAUUAUACAGUGUAGAUUGAAACAUGUAUUUUACAUGAACAUUUUUAUUUUUCAAUGUGUAUUUCAAAACAGAAACACUUGAAAUUUUUACAAUGGAAUGUACAUUUUGUUAGUCCUAAAAGUAAGAAAAUAAAUGUUUUAUUAAUACAAAAAUUGAAAUACAAUAUGUAUUUAGCAUUUUCGUCCAUUAUUCUAAAUUUGAAUUUAUAGUUUGAAAAUUGGCAUUGGCUAGCAAUGUUUUUUUUUUUUCAUGAAAAAGAGGCAUGUAACCUGUAUUAUCAAGCUAUAUUUCCUUGCUACACAUCUGACUACAAGAACUUCUUUUUGUCUUAUUCAUUUUUAUUGAUUAUUCAUCUUUAUAACCAUAGAUGGCCUCUAAAUACAAAUUCAAUCAUAAAAAACAUUUCUCUCCAAAAAUACAUCUUUUAGAUACAGAUGUCCAAAAAUGUGGACAUGUAUUUAUUAAGUUGUGAGAUAAAAAGAGGAAACUAGUAGAGGUGGGAAAUUUAGCGAAAGAAACCUAUAAAUUUACUGUAUAUUGAUUGUUUCGCACCUUUAGACGUGUCAGAGGACUAUGUCAAAUAAAACUGUCACUGUCACAGUGGUAGUUGCCAAACUCGUCUGAUACGUCUAAAGGUGCGAAACAAUCAAUAUAGAGUAAAUUUGUAGGUUUCUAUCGCUAAAUUUCCCACCUCUACUAUUUUCCUCUCUUUUCAUCUCACAACUUAAUAUGACAACGGCACCCGAUUUGGGCGUCGAAACGUUAAUAAAAUUAUUUUUUUCAUUUUAAUUGUGGCUUAUUUCCCAUAUAAAUAAUUAAUCAUAAAAAUGCCACAAGGAAAUAGCUUCAGAACAAAACUUAAUAUGGUUUCCGUCUUUUACGUCAUUUUGUCGGCUAUUAGCGCACUCAUCACUGUGUACUAACAGGUAAUUAUAACGUUCAACAUUGUACAGGUAGUAUUUUACAGUUUUCUUAUAUGUGUACAAAUGUAGACAACUGCUGAUAACCGAUGAAAUUUAAAUUUACACAUCAAAUACUUAGUGCCUCAAUAAAUUUAAUGUGCACACCAGGAGUGAAAGGGUUCAUAUAAAUUGAAUUUUUGAGUUACUGGUUGUCUUCUGGCGGUCUUAUCCAGAUUUUUAAACAGUGGGUGUUGUAUUAUGAGUUUAUUUUUGAUGUAAUCAUUCACCCUGCUCUCCUCUGCUGGAUUAGAAAGUCUCUAAGAAAUUCUGGACAAUAUUAGCAUAAUUCUGUGUUUUUAUAUUUCCAAGAAAGUCUUUAACAAUGUUUUUGAAAGCCAACCAAGCAUUCUUUUCAAUUUCUUUCAACAUUGUUUGGGUAAAAUAUUUUUGUCUUCAAGAAGCUAACGAAUCUGUAUAGGUCAGUGUUGCCAAAACUCUCAGGCACGUGUUGUUAUUAGACUGCCAAUAUACUAUUAAUUGUAAUCAGACGGAGUGGCAUCGGCGCGCUUCUAUCGUCCAUAAGAAAUACGUAUCCCUAUAUAUGCAACGUUCCGUUGUUAACAUAACAAUCUAUAGAUUCUGGGGUAGAGGAAGAACUUGACGUUGUAGAGAAAACAGCUCAAAAAUCAAAGCCAACACAUUUUUUUUUCAAAUUGUUCCCCAGUGUAAUCAAAUGAGAACAGAAUCUACUACAAGGGGACAAGGCUAGAACAAGGUGACUGACCUAUUUAUCAGCUUACAUCUAUAUAACCGAUAAUCAAAUAUGAACAUGAAUGAGACCCUAAUAUCAUAAGUAGUCACAGUUGUAUAGAAAUACUGCUUUCAAAAGUUAUAAAUAACAAAAAACUCAAACAUGAAGUAAAAACCACUUCUAUGCAAUUGGUAUAUUUAUUAAAAAUUUUAAAAAUCCCAAUGGAUUGAAAAAAUGUGUCCAAUUCAGAACGUUUUCGGACCUAUCAGUCCAUCAUCAGUGAAUUCGAAUACUUGCUAAAUAGCCCCAGAACCAAACAAUGGUUGAAAUUAUAAUUCAAUCUACAUUAUGUUGUAGUGAUAUUGAACAGGCUAAACGCCGAUAUUAAAAGAUAUAACCUCCGGGAACAUGGUGAAACUCUCAGAGUUUAUACCUAUAGAUUUUCACCAUGUUCCCUGAGGUUAUAUCUUUUAACAUCGGCGUUUAGCCUGUUCAAUAUCACUACAACAUAAUGUAGAUUGAAUUAUAAUAAUUUCAACCAUUGUUUGGUUCUGGGGCUAUUUAGCAAGUAUUAGAAUUCACUGAUGAUGGACUGAUAGGUCCGAAAACGUUCUGAAUUGGACACAUUUUUUCAAUCCAUUGAGUUCCAAUCCAUGUUUGAGUUUUUUAACUAUGUGGUAUACAGCCAACCUAGGGAACUACCCUUUUUAGUUUAUAAAUAACAAUAUAUGGGGUGACGGUGUAAGGCCAUUACUCCUACAUAACGAAAUAUUAAACCAAUGUACAGGGUAUUGCACGGAACUUGGAAAGAGGAGAUAGUUCCAGUCUAUUGAGUAUAAGUUCUGUACGGAAUAGUCAGAAAGAGUACCUAAUAAGUAGACAGUAUGGUCAAAAAUUAAUAUCUCAAACAUUUUUGAAAUAUAUCUUAAAAAUGCUCAGCAUAAAGUACAUGUUACAAUAUAUAACUUUACCAGCAUGAUCUUAGUUUAUCUGCUUUGUAUGUAGGUUUACUUUGAAAUUUAAAUAAAACGUCAUUCUAAGCAGAUAUCUGUCGUACGUUUUAUUUAAAGUUUGUUGGGAAUCUGGAUUUGCACUUAAAAAGGAUAUAUUAGAUCUUAAACCUGGCUGUAUUCUAAUGUGUGAUACCUAGGUUUCCCUGUUUAAUUUCUCCCCUUGUAUAUUAUAUAUCCGGUUAUUUUCAAGAUUCAAGAACUGUUUGGCCAAGUAGAAAGUUGUAAUAUUCAUUUAUAUUAUGGUUUAUCAAUUUAAACGAUAAAAAAAAUAAAAAAGAUCUAUUUGUAGUGUUUUAAUUAUUUAUUAUUUAAUACUAGAAAUAAAUCUGUAAUUGUUGCAAAUACCCAUCUUCGCCUUAUAUCAUACACAUAAAACAUAAAUAUAUAAAUUCUUCUAUGCCAGUUUUUUCUUAUACCCAUGUAAUCCAAGAUUUUUUUUGAAAUGAUUGUUUUAGUAAGCGUUAAGUUAGAGUUCGAUAUUAGAAUAUUCAUAUUAAUAGUUUAUCUAGUUUUUUCAGAAAUAUUAUAGGCGUAUUCUUUUGAGUACAGCACAGGAUUUUGAAGCACAAAAGUAACGGAAACAAUGUUUUUAUUUAAAGCAUCAUAAUUAUUGACUGUACAAUUUGUAGUGAGUCUUAGUCUGUUACACGAUCAGCUUCCAUUUCUUCCUAUUCUUCUCCUUGGUAUUAGGAAUACUCUCAAGUCUUCUUCCACCUGGUUAAAUCGUGCUCUGGGCCUCUCCUUCUCACUCCAACCGUUCUUUGGUUAAAAUCCAUCUCGUUCAUUUUGUCUACGUGGCCUAGUCUCUGCAGUCUGUUUAUUACGAUGGACGAUGCACCUAAUAAUAUCAGAUUCACUACAAAGGCGGUAGUGUUUAAAAUUAUAGCUCCUGCGCAAUAAUCCGUUUCCUUGCACGGCUUUAUAAAUAUGUCUGAGGAAUUUACAUUCAAAACAGCCUAAGAGUUUUUCAUUGUUUUUUGUCAUGAUCCAUGUUUCUUACGCGUAGUUGAGAACGGGCUUGAUGAUAGAAAUGAGUGCUAUAAACUCUUUCGUCGAAAUAAUGACAUUUCUUAAAACCUACGGAGAGUUUGUUAUGGAUGUGUAAGGAUAACUGCAUUUAAGCAUUUACAUUUAAAGCAGUGUUACUAUCAUCAAUUGAAGACCUUGGGACCAAAAGGAAACAUGCCACCAAACAAUAUUUUGGAGAAAACAUCAUUUUAAACUUAUUUUCAAAUCCUGAAAUCCAAUUUUUAUAUUUUUCUCGGAAGUAAGGCCCAUAAUCGUUUGGAAAUAUGUUAUUAAAUACACAAGAAAAGUAACACAAAUGUUUAUUUAACGGUUUUUGUGUUUUUGAACACUUUUUGAACAAAUAUGAGGUUUAUCCCCUUUUGUAUAAAAAAUGAUAUUCUAAAAAAUGAACAUAAAAUGCAACAAUAAAAUAAUUCAGUUGUCAAUAUUUUCAAUAUCUGAAAAGUCGUCCAAAUUUUCAAUAUAUUCCAGUAGUGGUUCAGUAUAUGGUAGAAUCUAUUGACAAGCACCAUUUUCUGUCUACACUGUUUUGUGCAACCGCAAGGUGCAUCUAAUUUUUGUGGUUCUGUUUUCUUCCCUUUUGUAUUUAUAUAUUCGUAACCUAGAUUUAUUUUAGUCUUGCGCUUAAUUUUUUUAUGUCGUUGGGUAUCAUUGUGUCUCCAUCUAGGAGGCUCCUUCUUUUCUGGAGUUGGCAAAAGACCUCCAGAAGUCUGUGGGGUAUAAACCCAUUCAUUUUUCUACAAUAAAGUAGGUAUUUUACUAAAAAGGGAUAAGCCACAAAAAACCUUCACAACAAUCCUAAUAUUUUUAUGUCCGAAAAAUAUAACAUAAGGGGACAAGCCACA
Molecule: messenger RNA, 12046 nt
Organism: Diabrotica virgifera virgifera (western corn rootworm)
Lineage: Eukaryota; Metazoa; Arthropoda; Insecta; Coleoptera; Chrysomelidae
Product: unconventional myosin-IXa
Exons: 22
Coding region: 853-7215 (2120 amino acids)
Biological process (GO): intracellular signal transduction
Cellular component (GO): myosin complex
Molecular function (GO): protein binding; microfilament motor activity; GTPase activator activity
Source: RefSeq, a predicted model, not a curated record